GGGCGCCGGUUGGGCUUCUGUGCGCCCGCCUUUUUUGCCCCCGGAAGCCUGGCCCCCGGCGGCCCGCGGUUGCCCGCCUGGCACACGACCGCGACAUGGGUGGUCGGCGGGCUUGUGUGCCUUCGGUUUUGCCUCGGUUUCUUUUCGUUUUGGCCAAUUUACUUCUUUCCUUUUUUUUCCAAAAUUAAAAAGCGGAAGCGUUGUUUUUUGUUUUCCGGACCCACUUGGGCCCGAUCCCCUCCCGUUGACCGACCGCGACCUGCCACGCCAGGGGUCGGGCCGCGAAAGCAUAACUUCUGUGCGCUAUUUUUCUACAGACGCCGCAAAUGGCCCAGCUUUGCUAUGUUUCUCUAGGCCCUCAGUUAUAAUGAAGCUGCCGCGCCGCUGUGCCAACGAACACGCCGGCGCGGGCGCAACGUAUGCCCACUGCGUUCAGGCUUGGCGAGUUAGUUCGACUCUUGUCUCGCUACAAGACGACUUGCGGUGGCCCGUGCGCCCUGCAUACACGCAGCGGGGAGCAGUAAUCUUACUAGUAAUAGUGUAGCUUGUGUUGUGGUGGAGGAUAAUGCUGCUCAGCAGAGCCCGAGUCUGUCGAGCACAAGGGCGCAUAUUUGGCACAAGUUUUAGGCGCUAGGCCACUUGUCACACCGCGCGCACCCGUGCCAACCCGUAGACCACUCUCUCAGUCGGAGGGCCCCGGGGCCAUUUUGG
Amoebophrya sp. A120 is the source of this 711-nucleotide messenger RNA. The record is from the annotation of a GenBank genome assembly. NCBI's taxonomy places the organism in Eukaryota, Dinophyceae, Syndiniales, Amoebophryaceae.